GCAAGCUCGCCCGCCAUUUUAUGCGUGCCGGGAGCGCUCGCGCGCCCCUCAUAGACGUUACCGUUUACAGAAAUUUGUUUUUUUUUUAAAAAAAAAAUUUUUUUCGGGGGGUGGGGCUUCAUUCGGUAUUUCUUUUUUUUUUUUUGAGAGCCAAAAUUUUGCGCGAGAAGCCUGUCUUCCCUUAUGGCGGCGGAGAAUCAGGCCGGGCUCGCCGCAGAAGCGACGGUUUCCCUCAGCGGUGGCGACUCGGAAAGCUUCGGAGGCGGGAUGACCCGGAGGCGCCUGAGCGACCUGAGGGUGAUCGAUCUGAGGGCCGAGCUGAAGCAGCGCAACCUGGACACGGGAGGCAACAAGAGCGUCCUUCUCGAGCGGCUCCGAAAGGCUAUUGAGGAAGAAGGAGGACACCCUGAUGAGAUUCCAGUGGUGUCUGAAAUAAUCCCCAAGAAAGUGCCAAAAAGAAGCAGUAAAGGGCGGAGGCUUGAGGAAGAAGAAGUAGAGGACAACGGCCUUGAAGACGAAUCCGGAGAUGGACAGGAGGAUAUUGAUGCAAGUUUGGAUAACUUGCAGGAUAUUGACAUGAUGGAUAUUAGUGUGUUAGAUGAAGCAGUCAUAGAUAACAGCAGUGGUGUAGACUGCCGAGAGGAUAGCAGUGCUGAUAGUAGACUUGACUCCCUCUUUGACAGUAAGGAGAGUGCUGAUGCAGAAAGGCGAGGACUUCCAGAGCAGCUGACAGGAGGUGCUCUGGCUAACAUGGAGGCAGCCCUAUCCUUAACAGACAUGCCAGAAGAAUCCAGAGAAAUACCAGUAGCCAUGGAAGAGACUGAAGAGGCUAGUAACACCAUAGAUCUAUCAUCUGCUGAUUUUGCAAGCCUGAAGGAGCUUGACGAGUUUCCUUUGGAAUCAGAAAAUGAGAAAGUGCUCGACAUUUUGGGUGACACUUGUAAAUCUGAGCCCCUUAAAGAAGACACUUCCGAAGCUGAGCAGGCGCAGGAAACGAAUAAUUCAUGGCCGGGCAAACAGGAAGCCGUGGAGGAGGAGGAGGAGGAGGAGGAGGAGGAAGAAGAAGAAGAAGGAGGAGGAGAAGAAGAAGACAUGUUGGCCGCCGCCUCUCCCACCCACUCGGACGAAGACCUUGUAGAUACAGACAGCCAAUCAGGCCCAGCUGAGGCCAAGAACCAGCAGGAUGAUGCAAAGCUCUUAGUGGUAGCCAAAAGGGAGCCGAGCGAGCAGACAGUUGAGGAAGCCAAACCGGACUCGGACUCUUUAGCGGUAGAGAGCAGGAGUGGAGGUGGAGGUGGAGGUGGUGAGAGUAGCAAAGAAGCCCAAACUCUGGAAGCCAGUAGUGAGGAAACCGCGGAAUCGGACACAGGUCCUCAAGUGGUUAGUCCAGAGGCCGAGAAGAUGGAAGUGAAGGCUAAUGUUGAGGAGGAGCCCUCUUCCACUAGAGAGUCCUCUGCCCCAGAGGGUGGUGAUCAGAACACGAGCUCAAAUGAGGAUGCAGAGGCUAAAAGUGCUUCCAAAGAUGAGAAGGGUCGCUCCACUCCUAGCUCUGGCAGAAAUCUGUGGGUCAGUGGUCUUUCCUCUUCAACCAGAGCGACUGAUCUGAAGAACCUGUUUAGCAAAUAUGGCAAGGUGGUAGGUGCAAAAGUAGUCACAAACGCCCGCAGCCCCGGGGCCCGUUGUUAUGGCUUCGUCACCAUGGCUUCGUCUGAGGAAGCCACCAAGUGCAUCAGCCACCUCCACAGGACAGAGCUGCACGGGAAGAUGAUUUCUGUGGAAAGAGCCAAAAAUGAACCUGCUGGGAAAAAACUGUUACCCGAGAAGAAAGAAAGUGAAAGCAAGAAGGAAAAAGACAGGCGGCAUUCUUCCGACUCCAAAUCAGAAAAGUCUCUCAACCUUAAGGAAGAAAAAACUGACAAGAAUGAAGACCCUCAAAGAGUGGAAGAGAGCGGAGAUGAAAAGAAAGAUAAAGGAACAGAAGAACAGAAAAAUGGGUCAUCUGGACGUUCGCGAUCUGUUAAAUCAGGAAGCCGAGGAACCGAGCGGACAGUUGUUAUGGAUAAAUCCAAAGGGGAGCCGGUGAUUAGCGUGAAAACCGCAUCCACCUCCAAAGAGAGAAGCACCAAAAGCCAGGACCGCAAGUCGGAGAGCAAAGAGAAGCAAGACAUCCUGUCAUUUGAUAAAAUCAAGGAGCAGCGCGAGCGAGAACGCCAGAGGCAACGCGAGCGAGAGAUCCGAGAGACAGAACGGAGGAGGGAACGGGAGCGGAAGGAGCGGGACCAGCACUCACAGGAGACCACCGAGUGGGACGAAAGGCAGCGGCUGCAAAGGGAGCGGGACCGGCUGCACUUCCAGAGGCAACGGCUGGAGCGGGAGCGGAUGGAGCGGGAACGGCUGGAGCGGGAGCGGAUGCGCAUCGAGCACGAGCGGCGGAGGGAGCAGGAGCGCAUCCACUGGGAGCGGGAGGAGUUACGGCGGCAGCAUGAGCAGCUGCGCUAUGAGCAGGACCGCCGAUCGUCCUUGCGGAGACCUUACAACGACGAACGGCGUGACGAUGGCUACUGGCAGGAACCAAAGCGGAUGGCCAUGGAUGACCGAUACCAUUCGGACUUCAGCCGGCAAGAUCGCUUCCACAGCUUCAACCAUAGACAUCGUGGCCGAUACCAUGAUCACUUCGGGGACAGGAGAGAAAGUUCAAGAAUGGCGCCAGACCGAGAUGGACAGCACUAUCCUGACGAGAGGCACGGUGGCCCCGAUCGCCAUUCCCGGGACGGCUGGGCGGGUUACGGGUCAGAGCGGAGGCUGAGCAGAGGCCGAGGUUUACCUCCCCAAUCCCGGGAAGGGAGACACUGGGGAGAUCAUGGCCGAAAGCUGGAGGGGCAUCAAGAUCGCUCCUGGACAGGGAGUGCAGACGGAGAGAUGGAUCAUGAUCGAUGGCAAGGCGGAGAGCGGAAUGUUUCUAGCCAGACCGGGCCCGGCCAUGUAAUGAACAGAGGAGACAUACCGGGGCGUGGAGAAUUUGCACAAGACGGAUCGCAGAACCCAGUCGCGCAAGCACCCAGUAUGCCAGGCGGUUUUGCAAGUCAGGAUAGAACAACUCCGCCGGGCGACCCGCGUUUCGCUCGCCGUUAUUGAAGAUUUCCCCCCCCCCUUUUCCGUCACAACUCUUUGGCCACUCUGUGGAAUUUUGCUCCCCUGGUUAUGGCCUUGAACUGUUGUUGCUGAAACAGAAGCCCACCACAGUAGCUUGCAGAUGAUGUGAACUUAACCGUGGUUUUUUUUUUUUCUCUGUGUGUGUAUGUGUGUUUCCUCCCCUUCCCGGCUCUGGGUUCUUACCGGGACACCAUUCAGUUGUUUCGCAGGAAACAUUCCAUUUUCCACAAAUAAUAAAUCUUACUGUAUUGA
Molecule: messenger RNA, 3405 nt
Organism: Pantherophis guttatus
Lineage: Eukaryota; Metazoa; Chordata; Lepidosauria; Squamata; Colubridae
Product: scaffold attachment factor B1-like
Biological process (GO): regulation of mRNA processing; regulation of transcription by RNA polymerase II
Cellular component (GO): nucleus
Molecular function (GO): sequence-specific DNA binding; RNA binding
Source: RefSeq, a predicted model, not a curated record